ACGAUGUUCAAAGCCCUGCGUCGACUACACGGUCAAAAUCUCGAAAGUCGGGGCCUCAACGACAUGUCAGAGGCAUUUCAAUCGUUUGUAACGAGAGCGCGCUUCUUCAGUGUUGGCAAACUAAGGCGAACGUGGUCACAUUCUGCGGCUGAGUUCAUCAAAUAUCGCCGUUUAUUGCCAAUGCUAAUGGCAGAUGGACAGAAUUUUGACGGAGGGGAAACGGAUGAAUGUAUCAGAUAUCAGAGAAAUUUGUAUAAAGAUGUUUCGAUAGCAUUCCAAUUAUCAAGUCAAACUCAUAUAAUAAUUGGAAAUACGAGGAAGAAAGAAGUAUGGGAUGUUUCAGAUUUCGACGCUUCGUUAGCAUUUCAUGCAAAAGCCAAAGAAGACAGAAAGAUUAUAGUAACGAAUGUCUCCUCUAGAAUCACAUCUCCGCAGCUGCAGUCGUUUUUCUCACAGUUUGGAAAGAUCUCGCAUUGCUCAUUACCACGCGAGGAUCGACGUCAGACAAUGUUUGGCACGCUACCGCGACAUUUUAAGAAUUGCGGAACAGCUGUGAUAACAUUUAAGAAAGCAGAAGAUGCAGAAAAGGCGAAAAAUGCAACACCAGAACAAUUGAGGUUCUACGAGCAAGUAAUGGUUGUAUCAGCGUACGUAUCUCGACGUAAAGGAGGAAAAGGAGUGAUACUGUCGGAUGAUAGCAAAGAUGACGUAUAUAGCCUAUGCCGUGCACCAUCUGAUGUAUCCCUGGCGUCUACAACAUUGUCAACGAGCGGAUACGAGGGCACCUCAUUGGAUGAUCUUCCACCAGCUGGACUGGAACGAAUCGCUGCUUAUCUGCCUGUAAAUGACGCGAUUCGCAUGGAACGUGUCAGCAAGCGUUGUAUGGAAGCAUCAAUGAAGUCCUGGUCAUUAGUGCCACGUCUAAUUGUCGGCAGGGAUUGCGAAGGAUUCGGGAAAAGCAACCCAUUUAGGAAUCAUCAUUUAAAAGGCACCUCAUUGGAUGAUCUUCCGCCAGCUGGACUGGAACGAAUCGCUGCUUAUCUGCCUGUAAAUGACGCGAUUCGCAUGGAACGUGUCAGCAAGCGUUGUAUGGAAGCAUCAAUGAAGGUAUAA
Strongylus vulgaris is the source of this 1113-nucleotide messenger RNA. The record is from the annotation of a GenBank genome assembly. NCBI's taxonomy places the organism in Eukaryota, Metazoa, Nematoda, Chromadorea, Rhabditida, Strongylidae.